UAGGGCGCACGGCCCCCUGAACUCCGUUCAAGGCAUGAUUAUAUGAGGACCACGCAGUCUCUCUCCCCCAACCCCCGCCGCCUCGUGUGUGAUGAUCGUACUCUGUGCCAUCUGAGGGGGAAGAAGAGUGACACUGCUCUUGAAAGUGCUGACGAAAGUGACCCUGGCAUCACCCCCCCACCCCCACCCUGGGAGAGAGGGGAAAGGAGUGGGAGAAGGCGGGGCGGGGGGGGGUGACCGUCUGCGCGGAGCGGGAGGGGAGAAGCGCAGCGAGCGAGUGAGGGGGUUCCUUGUUGUGCACUGCGCGCGCGGGUGUCAGUCAGUGCGCGGCCAGCGCAUCGGCCGAGGGCGAGAGCGCCGACUUGGGCUCGGUCCCCUCAGCCAGGCUGCUGCGGGCGCGUGUGAAGCUUUCUUGUAUGUGGGCUGACGGCGGCGGUAGCGGCUCCGCUGCCCCCCUCGCGCCCCUGCGAAGACGGGGGGUGAAGAAGAAGGAGGAGGAGGCGGAGGCAACUGCAACGCCAGGAGCAGGGAGGAGGAGGAAGCGGCGGCGGAGGCGACCGACUACGAGAAGGGAGCCCGGCAGAGGCGGAGCCGGCGCGCGAGCCCGGCCGGCCUGGACUCUGCACCGCACGGUCGCCGCCGCCGCGACCACUAGCCGCUGGAGCUCCCGGUGAGUCCCCCUGUGUGGAGAAAGAGCACGGCGCGCUCGGGGCCCUUCCCAAGACUGCGAAAUGGAUCCUAAGGUUAAAUGAAACUGGAUAAGCCAGAUCAAUGAAGAAACUCCUGCUCUAUAUGUUUUAGGAGCAGAACUCCUGAAGAUUUGAGCAGCCAGACUUGCUAUAUUUUCAUAAUGAAGAAAAUUAGUCUCAAGACCAUUCGUAAGUCUUUUAAUUUAAAUAAAAGCAAAGAUGAGAGUGACUUCGUUGUGGUAGCACAGCCGUCAUUAAAUGAUUUUGGAAAAGAUGACUCCUUAUUUGGUAGCUGCUAUGGUAAAGAUUUGGCUAGUUGUGACCUCAAUAGUGAAGAUGAAAAAGGUGGCAAAAACAGAUCAAAGAGUGAAAGCUUAAUGGGUACAUUAAAACGACGACUUUCAGCAAAACAAAAACAGAAAGGCAAAGGCAGCACGCCAUCUGUUAGCUCUGCUGAUGAUGACACCUUUUCUUCCUCCUCUGCUCCAAUAACAUUUAAAGAUGUUAGAUCUCAAAGACCUCUUAGAUCUACAUCCCUCCGUAAUCACCAUUACAGUCCAACUCCAUGGCCUCUUCGUCCAACAAAUUCAGAAGAGACGUGUAUAAAAAUGGAAGUGAAAGUAAAAGCCUUGGUCCACUCCUCAAAUCCAAGCCCUGCAUUGAAUGGUGUUCGCAAAGAUUUCCAUGACUUGCAGUCAGACAGCAUGUUCCAGGAACAAAACAAUGCAUUAAAAAGUACAGAAUCUCAGAAUGGAGACUUGCAUCUCCAUAUUGAUGAACAUGUGCCUGUAGUUAUAGGACUUAUGCCUCAGGACUACAUUCAGUAUACUGUGCCUUUAGAUGAGGGAAUGUAUCCUUUGGAAGGAUCACGUAAUUACUGUUUGGAUAGUUCCUCACCCAUGGAGGUUUCAACUGUUUCUUCUCAAAUGGGUGGGAGUGCAUUUGAAGAAGAGGGUCCAGUGGGUCAAGAUGUAGUAGUUGCUCCAGAUAUCUUCGUGGACCAGGCAGUGAGUGGCUUGUUGAUUGGUACCACAGGAGUCAUGUUGCAAAGCCCGAGAGUUAAUCACAGUGAUGUUCCUCCACUCUCUCCAUUGCUACCUCCAAUACAGAAUAAUCAAAUCCAAAGGAACUUUAAUGGCCUGAAUGGCACAGAUGUUCAUGUGGCUGAAAGUAUGCGCUGCCAUUUGAAUUUUGAUCCCAACUCUGCUCCUGGAGUUGGAAGAGUUUAUGAUUCUGUACAAAACAGUGGCCCUAUGGUUGUGACAAGCCUCACAGAAGAACUGAAAAAACUUGCAAAACAAGGAUGGUACUGGGGCCCAAUUACACGAUGGGAGGCAGAAGGAAAAUUAGCCAAUGUUCCUGAUGGUUCAUUUCUCGUACGAGACAGCUCUGAUGACCGCUAUCUUUUAAGUCUGAGUUUUCGUUCCCAUGGUAAAACUCUUCAUACUAGAAUUGAGCAUUCAAAUGGUAGAUUUAGCUUUUAUGAACAACCAGAUGUGGAGGGACAUACUUCUAUAGUUGAUCUAAUUGAACAUUCAAUCAGGGACUCUGAGAAUGGAGCGUUUUGCUAUUCAAGGUCUCGAUUGCCUGGAUCUACAACCUACCCAGUCAGACUGACCAAUCCAGUAUCUCGGUUUAUGCAGGUGCGCUCCUUGCAGUAUCUGUGUCGCUUUGUUAUACGUCAGUAUACCAGAAUAGAUCUGAUUCAGAAACUGCCUUUGCCAAACAAAAUGAAGGAUUAUUUACAAGAAAAGCACUACUGAAGGCUUAUGGGAACCUUGCAUCUUGCACUUUGGGAACAACAAAAAAUUAAAGGAGAGAGAUUGAAAUACCGUUUACAAACUUUAAUUGCUAUCAGUCUUUUGCUGCCACAAUUUCAUUUUUGUGUGUAAAGAAGGGUAAUGCAUUUUAAUUUGUUUGAUGGGUGGUCUGGGUUUUUCUUUUAAAAAUAAUAAUCUCAUGGGGUUUUUUUAGAAGAGUGAAAUAGCUAUCUUUCAUUCAAUGUGCAAAAUAAUCACAAUGUGAAUGAUAAAAGUUUUCCUGAAAUUCCCCCAUCUCCUUUGCUGCUAAUCCACUGUGAUUUUUAUGCAUCCGAAGCACAUUUCAUGUGUUUUCAACCAUAAGUAAAAGUUGAAACUUGAUGGAAUAUGUUUUGUCUUCAAAUGGCCUGGUUUUGUUUUGUUUUGUUCAGUUAAAAAAAGUUGUGGAUAAAAUGUGCUAGUAUAAGAAAUUACAGAAUCUUCAUGUACAUCAAAAAUGAUUUCCCAAUAUUCUAAUUAAAAACAUAAAGCUAACUGUGGUUUGAAGGGAAUGUGUGAUGCAACACAGUUAUGCAACAUAUCUUUUGAAAGCCUUUUUUCUCCUAACCCGUUUCAAGGAUUGUAGAUAUUAUUUUGCUUUUUUGUUCAUUCUUAACCGUUUUUUAAGCUCUUAAAAUGGCCUUUCAAAAUAGACUUGGAAAUUCUCAUGUUAGUGUUUUAUUUCAACAAAGGCACCAUGUAAAUUGGGACAAUUUUUUAAAUUAUUUGAUUUUCCCAUAGAAAUAGAUUUGGACUACACUAGUAGUUUAUGGCAAUGGAAAGCCACUUCCUUUUCCAGUUGAUUUCAACAUUGUGGGUUCUAGCUCAGCAAGUUUUUAUAUUAUUAUUUUACUUAAAUGGAGCUAAAUGUUACCCAGUUUAUUGCUGCAAAAAAGAAAAAGAAAAGAGGACAUUAUUCAGCUAAAGUUAAGCACAUCCAAAUUCUAUGACUGAAACAGAAGCUUACAUUCCUCCCCUUAAAAUUGAUAGAACUAAGAAGUGCUUAAUUUUAGCUGGAUUUGCCCUUAGUGUUAUUAAAUGUCUUAUUUUCUUAAAUCUUAGCACUCAUUCUGCAUCAUUUUAUUUAAUUUCAGUUCAUUUCAGCUCAUUCAGAUUAAAAUGUUUAUUUCAUUUUAAUCUGUGAAAAGGGAAGAAAUUAAAUUUACCCCUAAAGACAAUUAAAAAAAAACCAAAACACGUGCUUUAAACAUUAAGAAGGAAUUGAUUGUAUUGUAGCAUAGUCACAUAGGAAGUGUUUCGAUGUGAUACUAGUUUCAUUUCUAUUAAUUCUUAUUGGAAACAAAGAAAAUGAGUUUCAUUGAAAAUAUAUGCUUAUCUGGAAUAUGAAAAUACAGCAGGAGCUGUUCCUGUACAAACCCCACUAGGAUUUCCAGAGGAAUAUAGAUGAGGGGUUUUUUUAAUUGCUCCCUUGUGGCCUACAAAGCCUUUGAAUUGUCUCACUAGAAAUUGAAAGGGCUAUAGAAAGGACAGCUUCACAUAGUGACCCUAAUUCAGAGAAAAUUGGUCAGCUUGAGUCCUAUGGAAAUCAAUGGGAGAAGUUAGUUGCAACAGCCUUAAAUCGCAUUGGCUGAUAUCCAGCACAGCAUUAGAAGGGUGGUGCAGAAACUGCCCCUUGCAGCAUGGAUUGCUGUGAGCUCGGCUGAAGGCUAGUUGAGCAUCACAGUGCAUGUGCAAGGGAAAGGAACAAUAUUCACUGCUCUCUCCUCUGUCCCAAAGUGCUCUUUGGCUUCCACAAAUAUGUCCCUGAGGGCUGUGUGACCCUCAUGAACAUAUUCCUGAAAGCUCAUGAACAUAUUCCUGAAAGAGGGAGGGGAGAGCAGUGAAAAUCACUCCCUCUGUGUGUAUGCUGCACUGCUCAAUCAGUUGAGCUCAGUGCAUCUCUUGCUGUGAGAGGGCAGCUCCUACUCUGCCCUCUUAGUGCUGCACUGGAUGUCAGCCACUGAUUUCAUGGGGACCUGUGUAACCUCUUCUGGAUUGGGGCCAUUAUGAUUUCUGGUCACAAGAGUUCCUGUUGAACAUUUUACUGUGGAAAGGAUGCAUUCCUGUUUCUAUUUAGGAGUGAUCUUGUAGAUCAAAAUCUUGAUAAGUAGGAAACUGAACUCUAAAAUGUAUAAAGGAAAUGUACAAUUUGGGAGUGUAACUUUUGAGUGUCAGAAUUUAUUUUGUGCCAUGUUCAUGUAAUCCUCCAAAAGAUAUGGUCAUGAAUAAUUUUGCCAUUUUCCUGUCUAAAUGUUUGAAUAUGUUUCUGUUUAGAAUUCAGUUGGUUAAGGGGUGAGGACGUUCUUAAAAAUCUUUUUUGGAUAUUUCUCUCUUGCUUGUUCUUGUUCUACCUAGCCUCUUUUGUGCUCUGAAUGAGUUUGUAAUAUUAAUUACAGUGUUGCUGCAAGGUGCUGGAAUGGCACUACAUCCUGGGUUGCCUGAAUCAAUAUUCUAAACUUCUAUUUUUUUAAAAUUUAUUUUUAGAUCAUAGGGUUUAAGAAGAAUAUCAGAGGCAAAGCAUGUCUUUUGCUCUGGGAGACAGAGGUGGAAGUCUCUCUUGCCUAGUUUAAAAUAGAUUUUGAAAAAGAUAUAUAUAGAGGGAGACAUAUUCUUAAAUUCCUGAGCAAAAUAUAUAUGUAUGUGUAUGUCAUUUAUUGGCUCUGCCAUUCUGAUAUUUAUGCAAAUUCUUAAUUUGUUUUCUGAUUCCCCUCCCCCCCAAAGCAAGACUACAAAUUUUAUACAUAAAAGGCACAAUAAUAUAUACUAUGGUACAGUGUUUUGCAUCUGAGAGGAAGAAAGGGGAAACCAUUUUUAUACAAUAGGAGACAUACAUUAGGGUAGAACUUACGUUACAGUAAAACGUAUCCUUGUCAUUUCCUUGCGGGGGGGACCCCAACAACACUUCCCCUUCAGAAGUAGAAAAUGACUAUGUGGUUGUGGGGGAAGCUCUCUAGAACAGUAAAGUGUAUUACGGCAAAUAUUUGAAGUAAAAAUUAUCCCAGUAUUUCACUGUUUAAAUAAUGAUUCAUUAUAGUAUUACAGGUUCUUCCAUGUGAAUUAAUAUAUAUUUCUGUCCCUAAUAUCCCAGGCAUUCUGCUGUUAAGACUGCGCAAUAUGAGGCAGCCCUUUGAUGAGGCAAGGUGAAGCAGUUGCCACAGGCAGCAGAUUAUUGAGGUGCCAGCUGGGUGGCAAGAUGUCCUCACCCCCCACCACCAUUGCCAUCAGAGUACCUCUUUGGGACUGAUCUGACCCUUACAAAUUUUGCACAGAGCACCUCUCCUCACACUCCUUGCAAAGUUUGCAAGAAGCACAAGGAGAAAAGAGGAGGCUGCUAGCAGCCUUCCUCCUCCCUGUCCCCCAUGCACUUCCCAAACUUGCAAGAGCUGUUUCUGAAAGGGGGCUGGCCCCAAAGCUUGCAAGGGUUGAUUAUGAAAGGGGGCUGACUCCCACCAGCGGGGUGGGGUAAGGCAGAAUUUUGUACCUCUCCUCAGGCACCACAAUCCCUUGGGCUGCCCCAAAGCAAUACUAUCAUGUUUACUCUGAAGUAAGUCCCACUGCAUUCAGUGGAGCUUGUUCACUAGUAAGUAGCAGGCAUCUUACUGAACUGAAGUCCCAUUGAGAUUGAUUUAGUUAGGAUGCCAGCCGGUGUGUUUUGGUAUUGCAGCCUGAAACAGUUGACAGCGAACAGCAUCCUUCAUUUCUUCCCAUGCCCUCUCAUUUUCCAUUGCUACGUCAGUGUGGUUCUUCAGAGUGGUCACCAGUCCUUGAACAUUAUCCAUGUGUUUCUUCCCUCUCUGUUCCUGUUACGGCAAAUGCUGCAGUAGCAGCUGCUGUCUCCCACUGUAAAGCUCAGUGGGCUUAGUGAAAGCAACACACCCUGAUGAUGGCAACACAUGGCCAUGUGCAUGAUGGAUAGAUAUCCCUAUAUAACCUUGCCACUGCUAGCCCUUCCUUCCUAAGCCAACCAAAUAUCAACUAAAGCAGCAACAGGUAGCACCAUACACCGAUCUAGCAAACAAAAACAGCAAAUAAAAAUAUGAUAGAUAGAUAGAUGUAGCUGCAAUAAGCACACCUUCCACUUUCUGCAUUUGUAGCUGAGCAAACACUUCAGCUGCAAAUACAGCACAGUAUUGUUUGCUGUUGGCAAUCACCUGGCAUGCUUUCUGGUUGGAUGAACUGGCAGCAUUGCCCCAGUGAUGUUGGCUGUUGUGGCUUAGCUUGGCUUGAAUAAACAUUGAAAGUGUAGCCUAAUUAAUAUAUGCUGGAGGUAUUCUCUCUGUCUCUCUCACACACCCGCCCCCAGGCUUGUCCUUAACCCUUUAAGGCAAGGUGUCAGAGAGAUCUGCUAGUAGCUGCUCUGUGUAUUAUCACUCAGCUUGCUUGAGUGGCAAGCUGCAUCCUAAAAGAGUGGGUAAAUUCUGAAAUAAGACUCUUGAAUGAAAACAUUGAAAACACUUUUCAAAAUUGCCUUUGUUGCACUGUUCUUUGGACUUCAUGGAAAGUUCAUCUCUUUUUGCCUACCAAUUCAUAUUUUUAUUUCAGUCAAAAUGCACAAAAAUGUAAGAACUAAUAGGAGUGGCCUGCUUAUGUACCUAGUGAGGGAUAAUGCAAAGGAAAAGAAACUUGCAAGACCGUAUAACAGCUUCCUUAAGUAUGUGGUGCGGAAAAGUGGAAGUCCAUAUGGACAGACGUUGCUGUUGUAGUAUUGCCUGAAUUCUCUUCUCCUAUGUUGCACUGCACAUACCAGUAGAAAAUCCACAUGAGGCAUUACACAUCCUUGUAUGAAUUUUGUAUAACAUCCUUACUAACGAAGCAGCAGUAUAACAGGAAAAGCAUUGGUGUAGCACCAGUGCUUCUUGAAGGGCUCCUAACUAACACUACACCUAACUAGUGUGGAUGUGGGGGAAUUUCAGCAAUUACCCCUUCCCCCAGAAACCUUCAGAGUCAUGCAAAAAUAUGUCUCUGAGGGCCACAUAGUGGCACCUAGUGCUUCCUAGGUAAGGAGAUGUCAUCAAAAUUUGCCCUACUGCUGAGCAAGCAGUGGAAUUGAGUUGAACCUUUUAGAAGCACAGGUGCUUCUUCUGUUGCACUGGUGCUUCAGGUUGUCAGCCACUAAUACAUAAAUGGGUCCUCAGAUGAACAGUUAGAACAUAAUUGAAUAAGGGGACAUGCUCAAGUUAGGGGGGAACUAAUCACUUUAGCUGCUUAGCAUUUCUUGUAAUCCUGUGAUAUAAUUUCCUCAGGCUUUAGUAUCAUUCUGCAAACAAACUGCAUUAAUUACAUUUUACAAUGUGUUACUGAAACACCAGCAGGAGCACAGCUUCAAAAACUAGCUUCUGAUAGCAUUUGUGUAAUGCUUAUGCUUAUUUAUGAUACAAAUGACUAUCACCUCUAUAUUAGCAUAAUUUAGUUAAUGCAGCUGAAAAAGGUUACUGCUGUAAACAACAUGCUACUGACUGCAAGAUAGUGGUAUAAAAGUAGUAUGUUAGGAAAUUAAUGAUAAAAACUAGAAAACAAAAAGAGUAAGAGCAUGCUUGAGUGUGUCCCUUUUAAAACAGGAGUACUCACCUUAGACUUCAGAAGGGAAAAAGCACCAUUUCAUUAGUAAAUUAAAGUUGGAUUUUUUUUUUAGAACAAAGUUUAAAUUGCAUCAGGCAUUUCAAAGCCUGCAAUGGGAAAGUUUUUUUAAAAAAUGGAGACUGGUAUGAGAAACAAAGGGUCCAGCACCAAGAGUCUGCAUGUAUGUUCUGCUCUGCUUGGUACAGCAGCUUUUGCAUUUGGAAAUAGACUCAAACAAGUGUUGCUGGCACCAUCAUACUUUAAGUUGGUUGCAGUUCCCAGGAGAUCUCCCGUAGCCAAUGUUCUGGCAUCUUCGUGGUACCCAAUAUAUGGCCUGGUAUGUCUGAGACUACUGAAAGGGGAGCCAUAAAUUCCUCUGCCUGAGAUGUCCCAGAAUGGUUUUGAUUAUGCAGAGGGUGAGGCACACACUGGUGCUGCUGUUCCUUAAAUAGAUGGACUUGGAGUGUGCUUUAAACUAUUUUCUUUUCUGAUUUAGCAUUAUGGUAUUAAUAAAUUUUUAAGAAAAUUGACCUGCAAUUCUUUAAUUGAUUUAUUAUUCCCAUUGUUACAAUAAAAGCGUUUUUAUUUGCUA
Molecule: messenger RNA, 8639 nt
Organism: Hemicordylus capensis (graceful crag lizard)
Lineage: Eukaryota; Metazoa; Chordata; Lepidosauria; Squamata; Cordylidae
Gene: SOCS6
Product: suppressor of cytokine signaling 6
Exons: 2
Coding region: 851-2452 (533 amino acids)
Biological process (GO): protein ubiquitination; phosphatidylinositol phosphate biosynthetic process; intracellular signal transduction
Cellular component (GO): phosphatidylinositol 3-kinase complex
Molecular function (GO): 1-phosphatidylinositol-3-kinase regulator activity
Source: RefSeq, a predicted model, not a curated record